AUGGCUCAAGCAUCUCUGGCAGCUCAGAUGGCUCGUCACGCGUCCACACUGAAGAAGCACCAAGGACUGCCAUUCAGCUCGAACAGGUCGAGCGUGUGGUACGACGACGACAGCCAGUCUGGAGCCGAGAGCGAAGACGAUGGUGAUGCCGACAGCUUGACCAGCGCCGAGAGCGUCGAGUCGGGCGCAGACACCCUUACGACGCCCGAGUCGUCGCCUCCGCAUUACCGACAUGCAGUUUUGCACGGCACCGAGCCUCCGCGGGGUCCGGCUGUGGGAGGCUUUGAUUCUGACGGCAACUGGGCCUGGUCGAGAGCAUGGCCAUCCGAUGGCCCUGAAGUCGAUGACAACGAGGAGGAAGCAUCGCAGGUGACCUUGCCCAUCAAGCCGGUGCUCAAUCGGCAUGACCGUACACAGAUUGCCAUGACGGGCAAAAUCAGCCGGCUAGCUCCGACCGGCGGAGCGCUGACGAUCGAAUCCUCGGAUCGCGACAUUCAAGACCACUGUGACUUGGAAGAGGCGAUGGAAGAGGAGGAUGAUCCGUACGAUGUGGUCGGCUUCACGUACUAUCCUCCCCGCUCUGCAUCGGCGGCUGAUGUGUCGGGUGAAGGGCACAGCAUCGUGAUGCCAGUGCGUAUCCGGCUCGAAUACGACUCGUCCAGCGACGAAAGCGAUGGCAGUGUCGUCACCACUUCUUCCAGCGGCAGCGACUCGGAUGCUCGUCGUAGAGCCAGCUUCAACAUGCUCCAGCGGCUCGGGCGCAACGUCAAGAUCCCUGAGCGCCACGCCUCCGCCAUGCGACUCGGCCAGGGUGUGCCCCGAAGACCGCCUUCGCUCGACGAGAUUUCUCACCGCGUAGCAGGGGUGGGAUCCAGCUCGUACGGCCGACGGACGCCCCCCACCAGUGCCGUGCCACACGCACGGUCGGUCAGCUGUCCAUCGCCAAUCCUCGUGCAGCGCGCCCAGUUUGGCGAGGUCGAAGUCAUGGUCACCCCGCCGACACCACAGAUGGCGACGGAAAAGAUUCUGGGCGUCGUGCUCAAGAGCCCCAACAUGCCCUCUUCGGCCUUCGCGACCGAUGCCCUUGGCAACCUCGCCGCCCCGGCUUUCGACGUGGCUCCGGGUCGGCAGAUCAUGCUAGAGGACCGCCAGCGCCAGGCCAAGCUGUGGCUAGAGGCAUUCAAGGCUCAGCAGCAGGAGCCCCAGGGGCUGAACCUCAAGGUAGGCACCGGAUCCGUCGCUCCUCCUGUUGCUGAUGACACCCAGGCCGCUGCUACGUUCGCUUCCAGCAGCCCAACGCGGUGCAAGAGCCCGUCGUACCCGAGCCUUUCGCUCGGCAGUGACACCAAUGCGCCGAUGCAGCAGCGAAGCGGUGGCCCACCUAUCCCGCCCCGCCGGCGCAGCUUCGCGCGCAAGAUCAGCGACACUUCAUCCGCCGCCGUGCCCUGUCAAGCUGGCACAUCCGACAGCUCUGUUGAAGGAUCCGAGCCCAUCCAGCCUGUCCAGGUGGCUGCCUCUGACGCUUCGACGACUCCACGCACGGCGUCGCUGCCAGCGAUGCGUCCGACGUACGCCGCGCCUCGUCGCUCUCUGGUGGCCAGACUGAGCCUUCGCAGAUCUAGCAACGAGAUGCGGGAGGAGCGAGGUUCGCUGCAGGUUCCCCGCAAGCCGGUCCCCGCUGUCUAA
Moesziomyces antarcticus is the source of this 1686-nucleotide messenger RNA. RefSeq lists its product as uncharacterized. The record is from RefSeq and is a predicted model, not a curated record. Bases 1 to 1686 code for a protein of 561 amino acids. The transcript has a single exon. NCBI's taxonomy places the organism in Eukaryota, Fungi, Basidiomycota, Ustilaginomycetes, Ustilaginales, Ustilaginaceae.